GGGCCAGUAAAAGCAUAUUGCAUUAUCUCACUCUGCAUAUCGCAAUUGCAUUGUAUUAUACCUGGGCAGUUCCUUAAGAAAUUUUUUUCCCUCCAGUUAUGUAACGUUAUAUAUACUCUCCUGUGAACUUGUUGCCAAAGUACAUUUUUGCGAAGGCCUUUAUCCACUUCCAACGAUUUUUUACUCUUGCAUUUGUGAAACUUACCAGGUUUUGGAUUUCACUCAUUAAUUGCAAAGAUAAUAAAAAAAACGUCAUUUUCACCAGCCCAUUUUGGUUUUCCCCUUUGACGCGCCCACAACAAAAUGGAUGCUAACAGAAUUGAAGAGCUGAAGCAGUUCGUAUCCCUCUGCAAGCAAGACCCGUCCAUUUUGCAGAAGCCCGAGUUUUCCUUCCUGAAGGAAUUUAUCGAAAGCUUCGGUGGGAAGGUGCCAAAGGACAAGGACUUUUAUGAACAAAUUCCAAGCGAAGAUAGCACCGAGGAAAAGUCCCUAAAUGAAGAAAAGGAAGAGCAAGAUGAUGAAGAUGAGGAGGAAGUAGAGGAAGAACAGGAGCAAGAGGAAGAAAAUGAUGAAGAUUUAAUGAAAGAAGAAACGAUUGAAUGCCCCCCUUUAGCUCCAACCAUAGAAGGAGAUUUAUCCGAAGAGGUGAUUGAAGAAAUCUGCAACUUGAAAGAACAAGCUGUAAAUUUAGUACAGGAAAAUAAUUUUGAAGAAGCCUUAGAAAAAUACAAUAAAAUAAUUUCCUAUGGAAAUCCAUCAGCCAUGAUAUACACAAAAAGGGCAUCCGUUUUGUUAAAUUUGAAAAGACCAAAGGCUUGCAUACGAGAUUGCACAGAGGCACUAAAUUUAAAUAUAGAUAGUGCCAAUGCUUAUAAAAUUAGAGCCAAGGCAUACAGAUUCCUGGGGAAAUGGGAAAGUGCGCAUGCAGAUAUUGAACAAGGGCAGAAAAUCGAUUAUGAUGAAGAUUUAUGGGAAAUGCAAAAACUGAUUGAAGAAAAAUACAAGAAGAUUUAUGAAAAGAGAAGGUACAAAAUUAAUAAGGAGGAAGAAAAGAAAAGGAAAAAAAGGGAACAGGAAUUGAAGAAAAGGUUGGCCGCUAAAAAGGCUGCAGAGAAGGCGUAUAAGGAUAACAGCAAGAGGGAAAAUUACGACUCGGACUCCUCAGAUUCGUCCUAUAGCCAACCCGACUUUUCUGGCGAUUUCCCGGGAGGCAUGCCAGGUGGGUUAGGUGGCGGAAUGGGAGGAGGGUUUCCCGGCGGAUUGGGUGGAGGGAUGCCAGGCGGGAUGGGAGGAGGAUACCCAGGUGGCUUUCCAGGCGGAUUAGGAGGUGGCAUGGGGGGAGGAAUGCCCGGCGGAAUGGGUGGAGGAAUGGGAGGAGGUAUGCCAGGCGGAUUAGGAGGCGGAUUAGGGGGCGGAUUAGGGGGUGGAUUAGGAGGAAUGCCCGGCGGAAUGGGAGGAGGCAUGCCCGGCGGAAUGGGGGGCGGAAUGCCCGGUGGCAUGCCAGACCUAAAUUCGCCUGAAAUGAAAGAGCUCUUCAGCAACCCGCAAUUCUACCAAAUGAUGCAAAACAUGAUGAGCAACCCCGAGUUACUGUCCAAGUAUGCCAAUGACCCAAAGUACAAGCACAUUUUUGAGAACUUAAAAAAUUCCGAUUUAGGAAACAUGGGGAAGCCCGGCGGAAACGGAAAAAUUUGAUUUUCCCCAAGGGCGUUAUGCCUCCCCACACGUAUGAAAGUUGUUGACUAUCUGAGCACACGUGUGUACGUCUGUACGUGGGUACAUGUACAUUAUUUUACCUUACUGCAAAUGUGAGAAAAAAAGCAUCGUCACCCCAUACGUAAAUUUCGCGCGCCGUGCCUGUGCUGCGCUAUGCUGAGCACCGUGCUAGUGAAGUGGCAUGCCCGGAUGAGCACCACACUAGCGAGGUGGCACACCGGCUGCACAGCGUACUAGCGUGCCCGCUUACUCCCCUGCGCGCAUGCUUAAACACGUGGGCAUGCAUAUAUAUACCUAUGUCAACGGUGUGCCCCUGUGCCAAGGCAUGUACAAAAAAACAAGCUAAAACCUACACGCUCUUUUUACUCACUCGUUUAACUUAUUCGUUUUUAUAAAACCCCUUUUUUUCCUUGCUGGAAAACUUGAAUGAACGAAGCGUAGCAGUAAAAAAAAA
This is a messenger RNA of Plasmodium vivax (malaria parasite P. vivax), 2170 nucleotides long. RefSeq names its product hsp70 interacting protein, putative. The coding region runs from base 304 to 1695 and encodes 463 amino acids. Lineage: Eukaryota; Apicomplexa; Aconoidasida; Haemosporida; Plasmodiidae. The record is from RefSeq and is a predicted model, not a curated record. The transcript has 2 exons. Gene Ontology annotation, molecular function: protein dimerization activity; Hsp70 protein binding.